AAACCUGUAUUCUUUAUUUGGGUAAGGGUAUAUUCUACCAGAAUUGCUUGGUAAAAAAAAAUCCCUUCUUUAUGUACUACUUUCUUAAAAAGUUUUUAGUGUAAAGCAUAGCUUUGUCAGGUGUAUUAAAAAAAAAUUUUGAGGCUCUCUUUUUCUGUGCCCUGUCCAGAAUCACCAAGAGUAUUAUAAUUAAAGCAAAAAACUGUAUUUUGACAUAGAAAUAGUUGCUAAUAUUCUUUAGUAUCUUGUCCUAUUGAUUUUACACUAAAUUGGGAAUUUUUAUUUGAUACUAAAAGUUUUGUUAGGAUGACGUGAAUGUUCCAAUAACAAACUUACAAAAUGUUAACCCCUUUUUUCAUUUUUUAUCUUUGUUCCUCAACUAUAUUUUUAAAAGAAAAUAUUACUUUUAGACAUGCACAGUGUAUGUACAAGGUAAAUAAGAAUCAUUCUGAAAUGACUUAUAUUAAUACCUUUUGUUACCAGGCACAGUACAUUUGUAAUACUUCUAUAACCCAAACUAAUUUUUUUUAAAUGUUGGGAAGUCAGCUCUGGAUCUAAGAUUUGAGUUAACACAACGUGGAAUUAAAACUUUGUAGGGUUUUUAACAAUAAAAUUUAACUGUUUUGUGGACUUUAUGUUUUGAAAUUCGGUUUAAUUAAUUAUGGAUGAAAAGUUAUAUCCCUUUAUAAUAAUAAAUUUGAUAAUUAUACCAUUUUGCAAGAAUCGUAUCUAUUGUUUAUAAUUUGCUAUUUACUGUUUUCCUGGGAUAAUCAAAGUUUAACACAUGUGCAAAGACAUUAAAAUAAAGUGGGCUGCAUUUUAAUCCUUGUAAGAGUAAUUUUUUUCCUUGGUGCAGCCUCUCUCCAUAGUUCAAUAAUAAAGGAAGUUAAAUAACGUAACAGCUUCCCAAAAAAAAUAAGAAUAAUUUUUAAAUUGUCAACUUUAUAUUAACUAUGUAUUUCUCAAGUACUUAAGAUACUGAAGCCAUUUGUCCUCAUGAUAAUAUCAAUCUUUUUAUGUCAUCUUAACAAUUAAAUUGUUUUAAAUAUUUUUAAUGCCAAGGUAACUUUCCAAGUUAACAGAUUAAAUUCCAUUUGAUUAAAUUUACAAGUAAGAACUUUAGGAACUCACCUGGUAGGAAGAAGAAAGGGAUUAGACUAGGUAGAACUAAUGAUGCCUCAUUUAAAAGUUUGAGGGAAAGUUGCAGUGGUUACUAUGGAUUUUUAUUUAGUUCCUUAUCAAAAUCUUCGAUUCCUGUACUAGAGAUUUAAAGCAUUUGAAGGGUGAAGUUGAACAGAUUGCUAUGAUGAAACCAAAAGGCCAGACUGAACAUGAUGAGGGUAUGCUUGAAUAUUUAGAAGAUAUAAUUGGUUGUGGACGGCUAAAUGAACCUAUUAAAGUCUUGUGCCGAAGAGUUGAAAUAUUGAAUGAACACAGAGGAGAGAAGUUAAACAGAGUUAAGAUGGUGGAAAAGGAAAAAGAUGCCUUAGAAGGAGAGAAAAACAUAGCAAUUGAAUUUCUUACCUUGGAAAAUGAAAUAUUUAGAAAAAAGAAUCAUGUUUGUCAAUAUUACAUUCAUGAUCUGCAGAAACGAGUUGCUGAAAUGGAAACUCAAAAGGAAAAAAUUAAUGAAGAUACCAAAGAAAUUAAUGAGAAGAGCAGUAUGCUAUCAAAUGAAAUGAAAGCUAAGAAUAAAGCUGUAAAAGAUGUAGAGAAGAAACUGAAUAAAAUUACAAAAUAUAUUGAGGAGAACAAAGAAAAAUUUACACAACUAGAUUUGGAAGAUGUUCAAGUUAGAGAAAAAUUAAAACAUGCUUCAAGUAAGGCCAAAAAACUGGAGAAACAACUUCAAAAAGAUAAAGAAAAGGUAGAAGAAUUUGAAAGUAUACCUGCCAAGAGUGAGAGUAUCAUAACUGAGACAACAACUAGAAAGAAUACCCUUGAGAAGGAAAAAGAGAAAGAAGAAGGAAAAUUAAAGGAAGUGAUGGAUAGCCUUAAACAGGAAACACAAGGGCUUCAGAAAGAAAAGGAAAGUCAAGAGAAAGAACUUAUGGGUUUCAGCAAAUUGGUAAAUGAAGCCCGUUCAAAGAUGGAUGUAGCCCAGUCAGAGCUUGAUAUCUAUCUCAGUCGGCAUAACACUGCAGUGUCUCAAUUAAGUAAAGCCAAGGAAGCUCUAAUUGCAGCUUCGGAGACUCUCAAAGAAAGGAAAGCUGCAAUCAGAGAGAUAGAAGCAAAACUCCCUCAAACUGAACGCGAGUUAAAGGAGAAAGAAAACGAACUUCAAAAACUUACGCAAGAAGAAAUAAAAUGCAAAAGUUUGGUUCGUGAUCUUUUCCAAAAAGUUGAAGAGGCAAAGAGUUCCUUAGCAAUGAAUCAAAGUAGAGGGAAAGUCCUUGAUGCAAUAAUUCAAGAAAAAAAAUCCGGCAGGAUUCCAGGAAUAUAUGGAAGAUUGGGGGACUUAGGAGCAAUUGAUGAAAAAUAUGAUGUUGCUAUUUCAUCCUGUUGUCGGGCAUUAGACUACAUUGUUGUUGACUCUAUUGAUACAGCCCAAGAAUGUGUCAACUUCCUUAAAAGACAAAAUAUUGGAGUUGCGACCUUUAUAGGUCUGGAUAAGAUGGCAGUAUGGGCAAAAAAAAUGACCAAAAUUCAAACUCCUGAAAAUACUCCUCGGUUAUUUGAUUUAGUAAAAGUAAAAGAUGAGGAAAUCCGCCAAGCUUUUUACUUUGCUUUACGGGAUACCUUAGUAGCUGACAACUUAGAUCAAGCCACAAGAGUAGCAUAUCAAAAAGACAGAAGAUGGAGAGUGGUGACGUUACAGGGGCAAAUCAUAGAACAGUCAGGUACAAUGACUGGUGGUGGAAGCAAAGUAAUGAAAGGAAGAAUGGGUUCAUCAGUUGUUGAUGUCUCUGAAGAAGAGGUAAAUAAAAUGGAAUCACAGUUGCAGAGAGACUCUCAAAAAGCAGUACAAAUCCAGGAACAAAAAGUACAACUAGAAGAAGCAGUAGUUAAAUUAAAGCAUAGUCAACGAGAAAUGAGGAAUACACUGGAAAAGUUUACUGCAAGCAUCCAGCCUUUAUCAGAGCAAGAGAAAUAUUUGAAUGUCCAAGUUAAGGAACUUGAAGCUAAUGUACUUGCUACAGCCCCUGACAAAAAAAAGCAGAAAUUGCUCGAAGAAAAUGUUAAUGCUUUCAAAACAGAAUAUGACAAUGUGGCUGAAAGAGCUGGUAAAAUAGAGGCUGAGGUUAAAAGAUUACACAAUAUCAUCGUAGAAAUUAAUAACCAUAAGCUCAAGGCCCAACAAGACAAACUUGAUAAAAUAAAUAAGCAAUUAGAUGAAUGUGCUUCUGCUAUUACUAAAGCCCAAGUAGCAAUCAAGACUGCUGACAGAAAUCUUAAAAAAGCGCAAGACUCUGUCUUUCGCACAGAAAAAGAAAUAAGAGAUACUGCAAAAGAAAUAGGUGACUUAACAGCAGAGCUGAAAAGUCUUGAGGACAAAGCAACAGAGGUCAUAAAGAAUACAAACGCUGCAGAGGAGUCCUUACCAGAGGUCCAGAAAGAACAUCGUAAUCUACUACAGGAACUAAAAGUAAUUCAAGAAAAUGAACAUGCUCUUCAAAAAGAUGCACUUAGUAUUAAAUUGAAACUUGAACAAAUAGAUGGUCACAUUGCAGAACAUAAUUCUAAAAUAAGAUACUGGCAAAAAGAGAUUUCAAAAAUAUCACUGCAUCCCAUAGAAGACAAUCCUGUUGAAGAGAUUUUAGUUCUGAGCCCAGAGGAUCUUGAAGCAAUCAAGAAUCCAGAUUCUAUAACAAAUCAAAUUGCACUUUUGGAAGCCCAGUGUCAUGAAAUGAAACCAAAUCUUGGUGCCAUUGCAGAGUAUAAAAAGAAGGAAGAAUUAUAUUUACAACGGGUAGCAGAAUUGGACAAAAUUACUCAUGAAAGAGAUAAUUUUAGACAGGCAUAUGAAGAUCUUCGGAAACAAAGGCUUAAUGAAUUCAUGGCAGGUUUUUAUAUAAUAACAAAUAAAUUAAAGGAAAAUUACCAAAUGCUUACUUUGGGAGGCGAUGCUGAACUGGAGCUUGUAGACAGCUUGGAUCCUUUCUCUGAAGGAAUCAUGUUCAGUGUUCGACCACCUAAGAAAAGUUGGAAGAAGAUUUUCAACCUUUCGGGAGGAGAGAAAACACUUAGUUCAUUGGCUUUGGUAUUUGCUCUUCAUCACUACAAACCCACUCCCCUGUACUUCAUGGAUGAGAUUGAUGCAGCCCUUGAUUUUAAAAAUGUGUCCAUUGUUGCAUUUUAUAUAUAUGAACAAACAAAAAAUGCCCAGUUCAUAAUCAUUUCUCUUCGAAAUAAUAUGUUUGAGAUUUCAGAUAGACUAAUUGGAAUUUAUAAGACAUACAAUAUAACAAAAAGUGUUGCAGUAAACCCAAAAGAAAUUGCAUCUAAAGGACUUUGUUAAACUUGUUUAUACUGAAGAUUCGUCGAAGCGAAUCAACAUAGACUCGGUGUAUUAUAUUACUGAUUUUUCUAUUUGUGAAGGAUUAUAAACUGUAUAAUAUUCAUAUUCCUAAACUUGAUCGUGUAAACUGGCUUCUAUUUUAUGCUGUUACAAGUCUAAUAAAAUAUCCUGCCUGCUUCUAGGAGAUUGUAAGAAUCUGAUAAUUUUCUAAGCAGCAGACUAUGGAGAAAACAAGAUGCCUGGAGUUCAGGUUACUGCCCUUCCCCCCCUAUUGCUACCAGCAGAGUUAAAAGAAUGUUAGUUAACAUUUCAAGUUCUAAACUAGUUCAUGUUAUCAAGAUGCAACAUACUCUCAUGGACCUUUGACCUACAGUGGAAAAACUUGCCAACUAUUAGUUUAUAAAUUCCAAAGGCAUUCCAUUUAAUUUACUAAUUUAGACAAUCACUAUUUAUUACCCAAAUACUGGGGGCAUAUUUUUUUAUGAGUCAUUUUUAUUUAUAAGGGUGAGAAUUUAGUUUAUAUGCUUUUCUAAAACUUGGUGUUUAAAACACUUGCAAGAGGGCCAGCAAACUGAGAAAGUCUGAACACGACCAGGAUAUUGCAUACAGUGACAAAAAGAAAUACCCGCUACAGUUGCUUCAUAAAAAGAAUGAAAUAUAUAUGGGUUAAUGUCUUCAGUGUAAAUGGAAAUUAAGAUGGAGGAUUGUUUUUGCAUGCCCAUUGCCAGGGUUUGGAGCAGUUUUUGUUUGACACUGUAUUAGCUCAAGAAAUAGACUACUGGAAAUAAGUUGGCAACCAUUUGGUUUUCAGAAGGAAUAUUGGUAUUGAAUCAGAAGUCUUUGUCCUUACUGUUCAAUUUCUAGAUAUUGAUCCUGAGGACUUAGUUAAUUAGCUCAUUAUGCAGUAAAGCAUUAUUUAGGUACUAAAAAUCCAACAAAGGUCUGUAUCAUAACAUAGCCAUUCAAAAUGUAAAUAACAUUAGUGUGCAUUUAAAUAAAGAUCUGAAACUCAA
This is a messenger RNA of Myotis myotis, 5472 nucleotides long. It is a transcript of the gene SMC4, whose product is annotated as structural maintenance of chromosomes 4. The transcript is spliced from 20 exons. Gene Ontology annotation, cellular component: chromosome. Gene Ontology annotation, biological process: mitotic chromosome condensation. The record is from RefSeq and is a predicted model, not a curated record. Bases 1304 to 4459 code for a protein of 1051 amino acids. Gene Ontology annotation, molecular function: protein binding; ATP binding; ATP hydrolysis activity. Lineage: Eukaryota; Metazoa; Chordata; Mammalia; Chiroptera; Vespertilionidae.